AUGUCUGACUUUGCCUUACCGAAGCUGAGGGCAGAAGAUCUGAAAAUUCAAAGCAGAGACACGCAGCUGCAGGGUCGGUGGCUGAUGGUGCAAAUGGAGCGCAGUGAGACCGUGUGCCGUUACUGCGGCGUAAGCUACCUCAUCUUUCACGAGUUCCAUCAACUCCAGACUCAGCUUUCUCAGUUAGAGGCCGAGCUCCAGGACCUGAGACAGACCACCCAGAGAGAAAAGGCCCAGCGUGAGGCCCUGGAGCUGGACAGGCUGGAGUGGGAGAAGACACUUCACCUGCAGGUGCAGAGAGAAGCAGAAAUCAGGGAAACACACACCAGAGAAGAGCUGGAAGAAAGGAACCGUGACAAUGUGAGAGCUCUGAGAGAGGAAUUUGAGGCGAAAUAUGAGAGUCGGCAGGGAGAGAUGGAGGAGGAGUAUCGGGAAAAGUGUGAAGAGAGAGAGAGACGACUUAGAGGUGAGCUCGAAGACGUGGCCAUGAAGAAAGUGAGAAAGCAAAGGGAAGAGCUGGAGAGGGAUGCAAAGGGGAGAGAGAAGGUUCUGAGUGACUCACUUCAAAAGGCCAAUAAAAACGUAGAGGAGCUGAGAAAAAACCUUCAACAGCUGGAAGAGAGGUGA
Molecule: messenger RNA, 627 nt
Organism: Menidia menidia (Atlantic silverside)
Lineage: Eukaryota; Metazoa; Chordata; Actinopteri; Atheriniformes; Atherinopsidae
Source: the annotation of a GenBank genome assembly